This is a messenger RNA of Colletotrichum phormii, 1974 nucleotides long. Its product is annotated as P-loop containing nucleoside triphosphate hydrolase protein. The transcript has 3 exons. Gene Ontology annotation, molecular function: ATP binding; hydrolase activity; DNA binding. Bases 1 to 1974 code for a protein of 657 amino acids. The record is from RefSeq and is a predicted model, not a curated record. Lineage: Eukaryota; Fungi; Ascomycota; Sordariomycetes; Glomerellales; Glomerellaceae.
AUGAUACCCUUUGUCUCACGGAAGCUUUUGGCACCUUCCUUCACUGUAAAUGAAUUGAGACUUCCCAUUCUAAUUAAAACCCCUGUUAAGAGAAAUCUUCCCUAUGCUGGGGUACGAUUCGCGAGCUCUCAGAUACAACUGAGAGACUAUCAAGAAGAAUGCAUUCGAUCCGUCCUACAGUCUCUCAAAGACGGACACAAGAGACUAGGAAUCUCGCUGGCUACCGGUAGCGGCAAGACGGUCAUCUUCACACAGCUGAUUCAAAGAGUUCAGCCGAGGGAAACCAUCGCCACGCAGACCCUCAUCCUCGCCCACAGGAGAGAACUUGUCGAGCAAGCGGCAAGGCACUGCACAAACGCGUACCCCGACAGCACCGUGGAGAUUGAGAUGGGCUCCAUGCAUGCCUCUGGCACCGCAGACAUCACCAUUGCCAGCCUGCAGAGCAUCACGUCUGGGGACCGACUCAACAAGUUCGACCCGCAGAGAUUCAAGCUGGUUCUCGUCGACGAGGCGCAUCACAUUGUAGCCCCAGGUUAUAUGCGAGUACUGCGUCACUUUGGACUCGACAGUAAAAAAGUGGACUCGCCGUCUUUGGUGGGCGUUUCUGCCACCUUUUCUCGAUUCGACGGCCUCAAGUUGGGCGCCGCGAUUGACCAGAUCGUCUAUCAUAAAGAUUAUGUUGACAUGAUCGGAGACAAGUGGCUCUCGGAUGUCAUGUUCACCACCGUGGAAUCGACAGCAGACUUAUCCAGGGUCAGGAAUGGUAUGAAUGGCGAUUUCCAGCAGGGAGAACUCUCAAGGGCCGUCAAUACGGACGAGAUCAACGAAAUCACCGUACGGAGCUGGCUGGCCAAGGCUUCCGAUCGGAAAUCGACUCUGGUCUUCUGUGUAGACCUUGCACACGUCGCUGGUCUGACGCAGACGUUCCGCAAACACGGCUACGACGCAAGGUUCGAGUUCCGCAAUGGAAAGUUCCCUGUGCUUGUGAACUGCGGAGUCUUCACGGAAGGAACCGAUAUCCCAAAUAUCGACUGCGUAAUUCUUGCUCGCCCAACACGAUCUCGGAACCUUCUGGUGCAGAUGAUCGGUAGAGGUAUGAGGUUACACAAGGGAAAGUCUGACUGCCAUAUCAUCGACAUGGUUUCCAGUCUCCAGACCGGUAUCGUGACUACACCGACGCUUUUCGGUCUGGAUCUGAGCGAGAUCGUCAGCGAAGCGACUACGGCCGACAUGGAGGAGAUCAAGGGCAGGAAAGAAGCAGAGAAGCUCCGACAGGACCACGCUUACUCUGAUGCUUCUGCACCCGAAGCUACUGCGCCCACCAAAUCGGUAACUUUCACCGACUACGACUCCGUCUUUGAUCUGAUUCAGGACACAUCCGGCGAGCAGCACAUUCGGGCGAUAAGCCAGUACGCGUGGGUUCAGGUCGGCCAAGAUAAAUACGUCCUUUGCGCGCCCAACGGAUCCUACAUCCGACUCUUCAAAGUCGACGCCAAAACCAACUCCGACAACAACGACGACGACGACGGCAAAGAGAAGGUCCUCUGGCAAGCCGUCGAAGUCCGCACCCUGCCCCCAAGCGUCGGCAAAUCCCCCUUCGCCGCAGCCCGCGAGCUCCUCCAAGCCGCAACCUUCGCCGACGCGGUCCACGGCAGCGACAACUACGUCUCCAACUCGGAACUCUACCCCCACACAUUCGUCCAACGCUGGCAACGCUGGCGCAAGGGCCCGCCGACGCCGGGACAGCUCGACUUCCUCAACAAGCUCCGGCCCAAGGAGGAGCCCCUGACGGCCGCCAACGUCAACAAGGGUAAGGCGAUGGAUAUGAUUACCAAGAUCAGGCACGGUGCCAAGGGCCGGUUCGCGAGCUUGAAGACGGAGAGGCGGCGCGUCCAGCGGUCUCAAGAUAAAAAAGCACAGAUAGAGGCGCGGGCGAGGCAGGAAAAGGUCUCGGUUGGGCCCGUCUCUUCUUGA